Messenger RNA from Rotaria sp. Silwood2, 921 nucleotides. Lineage: Eukaryota; Metazoa; Rotifera; Eurotatoria; Philodinida; Philodinidae. The record is from the annotation of a GenBank genome assembly.
AUGGAGCCCAGUGGAUCUACCGCACUACAUGCAGCUGCAUAUCGAGGACAUGAAAAGAUUGUUGAACUAUUACUAAAGAAAGGUGGUUAUCAUUCAUUAGUAAAUAAAUAUAAUAAUACUCCGCUUGAUGAAGCUAAAACCGAUAAAAUAAAACAAAUGAUCCGUCGUCGUGCGAAUAAAACUCGCUUCGUCAGUGAAUCUAUCGAAUGGAUUCUUUCUACAGAUAAUGCAGAUUAUCAGGCAUACGAAUAUUCUAAAAAACUGGAAACAUAUGGCAAAGAUCCACACUUUUAUAAAUUGAUUGUUUACAUAAAACACAAUUAUCUUGAAAAGGACUUGCAAAAUAUUGAGGAUAUCCAUAAAAUAAAACAAUAUUUUGACAAGGCAAUAAACAAAAAUGAUCCUGUUUAUCUGCUCAAAGCAUAUACAGCUGAGACUGGAUUUUAUUCUACACUCAAUCUUCAUCUAGCACAAUUACAACUUGAAAAUUUAACUGAUAAAGAAAAUUUUAGUCUCGUGUAUUAUAUUGGAAUAAUUACUUUUCAUCCAAGAUUUGAAAAAUUUUCAUACACUGGAAUAGUGUUUCGUGGAGUGAUGAUUACUAACAAUGAUCUGAAACAAUAUAAGAUAGGUACACGUAUUCUAAGUAAAACAUUUUCAUCGGCAUCAAAACAAUCGGACAUAGCAUUACAAUUUCUUACUAACGACCGAGAUACAGAUGAUCGAUUAAGUACAAUAUGCACAUAUGAGAUACGUAAUCAACGAACUGCAUUGGAUGUUGAACAUAUAUCGGUAUUUCCGGAUGAACAAGAAGUACUAAUUCUACCAUAUUCAGCAUUUAAAAUAAUUGAUAUUAAACAAAACAAAAACAAUUUACCUAAAGUUGAAAUAAAACUUAAAGAAUGUGAGCCAUGGUUAUAG